Messenger RNA from Choloepus didactylus (southern two-toed sloth), 1715 nucleotides. It is a transcript of the gene LRRC42, whose product is annotated as leucine rich repeat containing 42. Gene Ontology annotation, molecular function: protein binding. The transcript is spliced from 8 exons. The record is from RefSeq and is a predicted model, not a curated record. Lineage: Eukaryota; Metazoa; Chordata; Mammalia; Pilosa; Megalonychidae. Bases 207 to 1493 code for a protein of 428 amino acids.
UCGCCGGUCCCGCGGUCCCGCGGUCCCACGGCGCCUGGUCGCCCCCAGCCCCCUCCCUCCUCCAACCCUCUCUGGGUCCCACCCUCCCUAGCUUUGUGCCCGGGGCGCCGAGUCACUUCCCGCCCAGCCGCGCCGCGGGAGGAGGGAGCCGCUGCCGAGGAUCUCCCGCUCGCUGCCUGGGCAGGGGCACAGUUGCAAUCACGGCCAUGUCUUACUACCUCAACUCAGGAAACCACCUGGACCCAGGGCCUGUGUAUGUGCGAGAAAAUGGGCAGCUGCACAUGGUUGAUCUGGCCCUGGAUGGCGUCAGGAGCAGCCUGCAGAAGCCAAGGCCUUUCAGACUGUUUCCCAAAGGCUUUUCUGUGGAGCUUUGCAUGAACAGGGAAGAUGAUACUGCGCAAAAAGAGAAGACUGAUCAUUUCAUCUUCACAUAUACCCGGGAGGGGAAUCUUCGGUACUCUGCCAAAUCCCUCUUCAGCCUCGUCCUGGGCUUCAUCUCUGACAAUGUUGAUCACAUUGAUUCCCUUAUUGGCUUUCCUGAGCAGAUUGCUGAGAAGCUGUUCUCUGCUGCUGAGGCCAGAAAGAAAUUCACAGAGCCAGGUGCAGGGCUCAGGGCUUUACAGAAAUUCACUGAAGCCUACGGAAGUCUGGUGCUUUGCUCCCUGUGUUUGCGAAACAGAUAUCUGGUGAUUUCAGAAAAACUUGAGGAGAUUAAGUCUUUCCGGGAGCUGACUUGCCUGGAUCUUUCCUGUUGCAAGCUUGGAGAUGAGCAUGAACUUCUAGAACAUCUCACCAAUGAGGCCCUGUCUAGUGUGACUCAGCUCCACCUGAAGGAUAAUUGUUUAUCUGAUGCUGGGGUGCGGAAAAUGACAGCACCAGUUCGAGUGAUGAAAAGAGGCCUUGAAAAUCUAACAUUGUUAGAUUUAUCUUGUAACCCUGAGAUCACAGAUGCAGGAAUUGUAUACCUCUUUUCUUUUAGAAAACUGAACUGCUUAGAUAUCUCUGGGACGGGGCUCAAGGACAUCAAAGCCAUCAAACACAAGCUACAGACCCACAUAGGCCUCGUUCACUCCAAAGUGCCUUUGAAGGAAUUCGAUCAUAGUAACUGCAAGACAGAGGGCUGGGCUGACCAGAUUGUUCUGCAGUGGGAGCGUGUGACUUCGGAAGCUGUGAAGCUACGAGAAACAUCGGAGCCUCGAACAGCAGCUCAGCACUUUUAUGGGAAGCGGGCUCGAACAGAAGCCCCAGUGAAGUGCCCCCUGGCCGACACCCACAUGAACUCUUCUGAGAAACUCCAGUUCUAUAAAGAGAAAGACCCGGACUGCCAUGGGCCAUUGUUGAAACGGGAGGCGACUUCAAGCCAGGAGUCGAAGAAGAGCAAGAAGAGAGCUUUUGAGGAGCAGGAGAAAGAACAGAAUAACUCUUCACAAUCUUCAAAACAGAAAUAUGUAUGUCUUGCCAUGGAAGACUGGGACUUGUUAAAUUCUUAUUGAUAGGCAAAUAUAAGUUGACCUUUUUCCCUUCUGUCUCUAAUGAAUGAGAAAAGGGGACUGAUGAUGUUUUACUUUUUGGUUGAAUUUACUUAUGGCAUUAGCAUAGCAAGCAGAUAUUUCUACUUUUGUGGUGGGGAAGGGAAAUGCUAUGGAAGUAUGUAAUAAUUUCUAAUGUAUAUUUUCAAUACAUAGUAAUUUUUUCAAAUAAACAUUUUUGCUGUC